This is a messenger RNA of Xylona heveae TC161, 396 nucleotides long. RefSeq lists its product as hypothetical. Bases 110 to 358 code for a protein of 82 amino acids. The record is from RefSeq and is a predicted model, not a curated record. The transcript has a single exon. NCBI's taxonomy places the organism in Eukaryota, Fungi, Ascomycota, Xylonomycetes, Xylonales, Xylonaceae.
GACUUGAAUAAGAUCUUCCUUUGGAUCCGAGACUUUGAACAUAUUAGUGCUGGUCUAUAUCAUCCAUAGAUCAUCGUCGUCAUCCUCUACUGUAUGAAGGAUCUAUUGAAUGCGCUAUCAAGGUCAUCAAUCUACACUUACCUCACGCAGCGCAAGCCGUUCGGCCGGGCAAGAAGAGAAAGUUUAUAUCCUCUCUAGCCGGCUAAAUGUGCAGAGAUGCGGUAAAACAAUAAAGUUUCUCGGGGCUCAAAUAGCCCUUUUAAUAAUUGGAGGAGUAAGCUAUUUUACUCUCCUGUGCAGGAGCUUUCCACCGGAAAGAAGCUCCUCGAGGUAUUGUCGGAUGAAGAUAGUGAUUUAGGUUUCUUUUGUUUUAUUUUCUCGUUCAAGCAGAAAACA